UAAUUUUAAGUUAUAUGAUUAGAAUGUGUUCUAAUAAUAAAAAUUAUUUCUUAUAUAAAAUUUAAAAACUUUUACUGCAAUCCUUAAAACAUUAAUUCCAGUCGAAUAUUUCGAAAAGUAAAAAGAUAACCUAAUAGCAACUCUGUGAUCAAAUACAAAUGUAAACAAAAAACCCGCCGGCUGGUUAUAAACAACACACCGUCGAAAUCGUUAUCAAGUAGGGAACCUUCGUUUGCGUUCCUAUCGUUAAAUAAUCAAACUUGACGGUUCAAUUACCACCGAUGGCUAGCAGCCAAACAACCAAAUACAUUUUCUACAGAUAUACGCGAGAAAGUUCCAAAUGUUCUGAAAUUAAAUAGACUUACCAGUCAGCAGUGCCUUUUAAUUGUUGUAAGUGGUUACCACGCCCUAACUAGUUUCUCAUGAGCAGUAGAUUUUCUCAGCUUGAAGUACUUUGCCAUUAAUGUACCUGCAACGCCAAAGAUCAAUGUUUGUACUAGUGCUGCACUUGCUUCUGCAUCACAUAUCCAUUUCAGUAUAUGGCAUUAAUCAUUGGAUUGUGCAGAAUGAUGGCCGUAUUACACAAAAAAUUGAUUCGCCUUUUCUACUGCGUGAACCGCAUAAUCUAGUAGCAUUUCUAGACCAGAUACGACGCAACGAUUACGUAGAGCAAUCUUAUCUAAAACUUAGACGUCAACGUGAAUUAAUUGCAGAGCAUUUGCGUUAUUCGAAACAAUUCAGUGAAGAUCUGGUUGUGCAGGCGGAGCGCUUGCAACCACAUUUAGGGGCUCAGACUCAACCAAUGCAAAACUUGAUAAACUCGUUGGAAGCUCUCACAAAGCAAACAGCCAAAAUGUAUAGCUAUCUGGAGUUUGUAAAAGAUGAAUUGAAAGAGUUCAGAAAAUUGAAAAUGCAAAUAACACAACAUCAUGAAAAGCUAAUACAACAACAGGUCCCACUUGCGUCUCGCCAAUUAGAUGAAAAGACUAAUAACGAGGAUUUACUCAAGCGGGGUCAAUACUGCAGUACGCGGACACUUUCUAGCACUGAAGAUCCGGUUUUAUUUUGUGACUUUUACUCUGAUAUGCAAAUGCGUUUAGAAGACAAGGAUGUUGAUCCUGAAGCAUUAGAGCGUGACUGGCAGCUGACGAGUGAGUCUGUGCUAAAUCACGUGACUAAUCUUAAUAUACAACAACGCAUGAAUCUGGAGCAAAUAAAAACAAUGCGAUCACAAAAGCCUACAGCUGCAUCAAGCGUCAAGAAUAAAAAAACACAAGCAUCGUCCAUAACUUCAGAUGGUACUGGUAAAGAUACAUGAUUCAGAUACUUUUGUGAAAAGUUUGGUGUCUUCGGUUAGGUCUCUUGUAUAAGGUUUUGUUUUUAAUCUUUGCUUAGCAAUAAAUCAUAAAGUAUUUCUGAAGUUUCAAGCAGUUUUUAGGCUUAUCGUCAUACUUACUAUUAUGUGUGCAUGUCGUUGAACUUAAGACUAAAUAUUUAAGAAAACUCCCUUUGUAUUUUUCGAUAAGAUAUUUCGAAAUUUUACAAGUUUCUUUUAUGUUUACAUUUUUUACAUUAUACAAAUAAAAAAUGCAUAAGAUUUUAUACUAU
Molecule: messenger RNA, 1608 nt
Organism: Anastrepha ludens (Mexican fruit fly)
Lineage: Eukaryota; Metazoa; Arthropoda; Insecta; Diptera; Tephritidae
Exons: 3
Coding region: 464-1318 (284 amino acids)
Biological process (GO): actin filament polymerization
Cellular component (GO): cytoplasm; actin cytoskeleton
Source: RefSeq, a predicted model, not a curated record